Salvia splendens (bonfire salvia) is the source of this 1242-nucleotide messenger RNA. RefSeq names its product F-box/kelch-repeat protein At3g06240-like. NCBI's taxonomy places the organism in Eukaryota, Viridiplantae, Streptophyta, Magnoliopsida, Lamiales, Lamiaceae. The record is from RefSeq and is a predicted model, not a curated record. The transcript has a single exon. Gene Ontology annotation, molecular function: protein binding. The coding region runs from base 1 to 1242 and encodes 413 amino acids.
AUGAAUGAUCUUCCGCCAGAAGUCACCAUCGACAUCCUCUCAAGACUCCCCGUUCGAACCAUCAUGAACUCCAUAUGUGUUUGUAGGUCAUGGCGCGAUUUGGUGAAGAGCCCCCACUUUGCCUCGUUGCAUUCUCGUCAGACAGCCUUGUCCUCCGCCCGCCUCCCCGCCAUAAAAGACCUCAGAUUUUCAAGGGCAUACUCCUUCUUGGGGUUUAUUGGUGAUAAUGAACUGAUUCUCAAACCACCCAAAGGUUCACUUCUCUCUCAUAACUUUCCAAAUCCUAAUAAGCCAUUUAUACAUAGCUCCCUUAAUGGCUUGCUUUUCAUGAUCGACAUGGACUCCUUGUUUGAAGUAUUCGUAUGCAAUCCAAUCACUCGUGAGUAUGUCAGGAUCGAUAUGGGUCGCGAUAUGGGUCGUAAAUGUGAAUCAGAAGAUUAUGCAUUUGGGUUUGGAAUGAGCAAAAGUGGUCAGUACAAGAUUGUUAGGCUUUUUGCCCAUAAGAAUUUUCCCCUUACGUGUCAAGUAUACAUUCUAGGAAUGAGACAGUGGAAAAGCAUUACAAUUGAGAGCCAAUUGGAAUUGUGGUAUCAAAUGGAUCACGUGCCUCCUUGUCUGAAUGGGAAUCUUCAUUGGCUUUUACGUAGUUAUGCGGAUAGAAGUAACCCUCCUAGGGUUUAUUGCCUCGAUCUUGAAACUGAGCUAUUUAACUAUUUUUCUUGUCCUCCUAGUAUUCAACAUUGUCAAAGAAGUCUCUAUUAUGUGCUAUCAGUUUUGGGUGGACGCUUGUGCUUCACCAAUGAUGACUUUGAUGAUAAGGUUGAAAUAUGGCGCAUGAAGGAAUAUGGAGAUGACAAAUCAUGGACUAAGGAUUAUGUUAUCAACAGAAAACCAUGUAUGCUCAAACUUCCUGAUGUUUUAUAUUGUGCUUUCAAACUUAAUAUACGUUAUGAUAUACAUGAUGUUAUUUUGGAUGGCGAAGCUAUAGACCAUUGUAUAGAAAGCAUGAAUCUCUACCAUGAUACGCUUCAUCCCGUUAAAGCAUUCGAAGAUGGGGGGAUCUUACUCGCCAUGCAUCGAUCUUCUCGACUAUUUUACUAUUCGAACGCGACUAAAGCUAUUCAAGUGAUCAAGAAAGAGAGGAAUCAUGAUAGUUCCAACUUAGUUAUUCAUAGUCCGAAUUUAGUUUCGCUCAAAUCCUUGGUAAUGGGGAAUAUGAGGGUUGAAUAUGUUGCUUAUUAG